UAUAAACAUUGAGAUAUUCGACAACAGUCAUUUAUAAACUGUUCAGCGUAUGGUACAGACAGAAACCCAACUUCAGUAUCCGUUCGUUCACCUGAGAUACACUUUUUGACAGCAGGGGAUUUUACGAAAUCGGAGAGCAGAAACAUUCACAAACAUAUAACCUUAUUUUGUGUGGUCUGAACAAGUAUUGAUCCGUCUAAGUUCUGAAGCAGCAGAACGCUUAUUGAGUGAAGACAUCUUGUUCGAGGCAUAGUGUUGAUCUCAACCGAAAUAUCGGCGCAUAUUCAGCUUCUAACAUUUAGGCAGAGGGCUGGUUCUGACCUCAGAGAAGAUCUAUUGACUGAUUGACCACGCGAGUUCCAAUUACUCAGCCGAAGAAACCGGACAGUUGAAGGACACCUCGUGAAGUAUAUGUAUUGGUAUUAGCAGAAGAAAGCGGAAUAAGUACAGCCAGUGCCAAUUGGAAAGGUCUCGAGGAGAUUUUAGAAGGUGCAACAAGUUUGAAUCCAAGGAAAGGAACUGACGAAUUGCUUCAAAAACUCUCGUCCAGCUUGGAAAGGAAGGAGGAUCUAUGUUUUAGCUUCCUGUUCCGGAUCCGUGGAUUUCUAUCAAAGGAUUGCUAUUUUAAAGUAAAGGACAAGCAACAUGAAGACUUCCGCUUACGUCAUCACAUCACUGCUCCUGAGCUUUUCCGGAUCAGCUCUCUCCCAGACAUGCGCAGAGAGAGCUUUCUGCGGAGUAAACGUCACCGAAAUGGACCAAAUUAAGCACAUGUUUGAACAGGACGUUGUGUCGUGGGGUAUUCUUGGUGUGAACUUUUGGGUGAAAGGGAUAGACUGGGAUUCACCAAGUAACGACAGCGACGACGUGUUUAAUCCGAAUUGGUGGAGCUGGUAUUUGGAGGAGGCAGGUUCACUCAUAGACAUGCCACUGGACUAUGAUAUUCUCUCAAUUGGUCUUUUAUCAUUAAGGAUAAAAGAUUAUGAUUUGGAGUUCACAAGUUCACCGCCAGGGUGUUUAUCGGCGCUGCCCUAUUCGUGUAAACGUCAGAUUGUCCACGAAAAGUUGUUGAUGAUAACUCAACGUGACGAGGCUACGCAUGAUGAAUUGAUUUGUCAGACCGCUAUGCAUGAAAAAUCUCUCCUAACUGGUAACACAGUAGGAUUAUCCAAAAAGUGUUGUAAACGGGAGUCAUUGAAGAAUGGUACUGAUGAAUACACGAAAGACGGCGCUUGGCAAGGCCGCCAUUACAGCGUCAAGCGCCUCCUGGUGUUUCUUUUUGGAACUGUACUACCCUUGUUUAGUAUUCCCUUGGUCAUGGCGUGGGCUGAUUUCAAACCUUUGGAUGUCGGUCAUGGAUUCGUAGACUACGCCAGUAACAAACUUUGCAAGUUCUGUCACUUUAAGCUCCGUGGAUCCUCAAACCUACAGCCAUUGGACCAACGUACAGUAAUCAUGAGAGAAAACGACUUGAUCGAAUUUGAAGGCCCUGUUAUGACACUCACGUCCAUUGCUGAUUUUGAUUUCCCAAUCAAAGCAGGAAAGAUGAAAUUCACGAUCUUAUUUCUGCUACAGUACAUCCCAAUCGGACUCUGGCUCUAUUACUAUAACGAGAAAAAGGACUCGAUGAAGUAUUUGGACUCUUGGGAAAAGAUUCUGUUCAAUUUGCGUUUUAAUCCAUUCAGUUGGUUGUGCACGGAUCCACAGUUCUGGCCCUACAAGUUUGCCCUUUUCCUCAUUGUACUCAAUAGCAUGUCCUUCGUAGGGUUGUGCAUCUGGUGGUUAUUAGAGUCUGCGGCAAUUCGCAAAGCGUUCAUGAAUCUUUUAAUCAAAAGCAGUUUGUACGGAAAGUUUAAAGGAAGGGGAAAAUUCAAGGCACGACGCACGGGAGUCCCCCUGGAAAAGAUAUUUCGAAAUCUUUUCAUCGCGCUUUUCACGACUAUAAUGAUCGGAACUUACAUGGUCGUCUUUAGCUUCUUUCAUAGCGCUAUCUACACUAUAGGGGGCGUGGUGGUGAAUAUUGAACUGGUCGCAUCAUGGCUGACCGGCCUCGCUUUGGUCAUAUAUUACGUUAACAAAUCGUACACCGGGGUGAAAGCAAAGUACACUGAUAUUAAGAGACUGGUUUUUGAGGAGUCUUUGCUGUGGAAAGUCUACAAAGGAUCGAUUCUAAUGACAUGUGAUGUUCUUGUGAACGACAGCGAAAACAACAAAAUGGUGGACAGAGACAAACAAGUCUUCAAAUACGAAUGGGUGAAAGCAGAAGGCCCUAUUUUAUUGUAUAAUAAGGACAAUAACUUGAUGUUGCCAAGACGCAUGUUCUUGAGAAUAUGUGAAAAGUUGGAGCCAUUGAAGGAAAAUGUCAAAAAGGCCGCGAUUGAUUUGACUUUUACGCUGUUUUUCUUAGGUCUAGUUGUAUUCACGAUUGCCGUUUUCAGACCUUAUAAUGCAUCUAGUGAAAUGAGUGUAGUUGUGACGUCAGUGGUCACGUUACUCACCGCGUUAAUCCCGCAGUUAGCGGAAAUGACGAAUUGCCAGGAGCAGGAUAAUUUGGAGAAAUCCGUUCUUCAUUACAAGGUCAGGAAAGCUGUCCAUAGUUACAGACCAAAUUUCCGAACUCUGGUCGAUACGAGCACGUUCAGUCCCAAGGCAACCAUGAUUAGACGGCUCUCAAAAGAAGAUUACAACGCUAUUAACCCAGAUAUCAUGGCGCCGCUCGGAACAAAGUUCAUAGGGGAUACAGACUCUGGUCUCCGGACCGCCAAUGACUUUAAUCCUUCGUCAAGUCUGCCCUCACCAGUCAACACCUUAGUACACGAUGGUCUCAGACCGCCAAUACUACCAACGAUUCAUUCAGUUGGGUCCGCAUCACCUUUGGUGGCCCAGAGAGCGAAUAACAAUGCCCGGAAUGGUCACCGCCCGGCGGAGAGGUUAACUUCUAAUGAUAGUGGCUUGAUGGUUUUAGAUCUCCGGGGUGUUGAAGUCCAAAACCAACACGAUCCGGAUGAAGACGAUCUUUUUAUCGAUGACUCUUUUCCGAAGACGGAGGUCUGAACCUAAAAACGUUGUAAUUUGAUUUUAUCAAAAAGAUGUAUUAUUUGAUAUUUUGGUGGUUAGUACUAACUAGGCUCACCCCAGACAUGCCAGAGGCAUGGGUUUGCCAAAUUUAUGAAAAUGAAUUGAUGAAUUCAGCCGUCCAUCUGGUGAUAUAUCCACCUAUCCAUUACCCACUGAGAAUCUCCGAGUGAAAUUAUAACUUUUACCCCUGACCACAUACAAACUAUACCACAAAACGCAGCAUGGUUAUCCGGAAACUUUUUCGGAGGCGCAAUCGUCACUUCAGUAUAUCACUGAAUAUGAACAGGAUGAAUGUGUCCACUAACAUGACCAAUAAAACAUGUUUUAUUUGAACUUAUCUAUUGAAUGUCAGAAAAAGAGUUUUUGGUGUUGUUUUUUCUUGAAUUUGGCCAACACUGCUUGCCGAGACGACCGCGGCAACUAAAGUAAUUCUUUCUCUAGGAUGAGGCUACCAGCAAGAGAGGUCAAAAAUCUGAUAAAAAUAUACAGAAGAAAUGUUAAGAAAGACUAGAGGUGCCUUGAGUUAAUAGAAUAGGGGCUUGUAAGACAGUGCCGUUAGAAAUGGCCUUAUAUGUAGUAAAUAUCAUCAGGCAAGAUAAACUGUCAGCGUGAUAUCUUAUCCUGCCUGUCCCUACGAAGAGCUACUAACGACAACGUAUGAAGUGUUUUAAAUGUAUUUUUUAUCAACGGUUUUUUUUCAAAUUUUCCCCCCAAUAUCUUCUACAACUAAAUAUAUCGUAUACCCUAUAUGACAUGUUCGAUCUGGUGACUCUGAUUAUCCACUCAUGCAGUUUUUUUACUACAUGUACUUUAAGCUCGGAGAUAGAGUCGGAGUGGGAAUCGAAAGGGUGCGUAUCAUCUCUAUCGUAUUGGCAAAAACUAUGGCUGGAGACAGAUGUGGUUAAUCGACAUGUCCCAGGUUAUUGUACAAAAAAUUGAGGUGUGGUUAGCUCUAAGCUACAGGUUGAGCCAGGCUGUCGUACAUUCUGACUCUGAGAAUAUCAUUCUCUGUAACGUAAGCUUUUAGCGAGUUCUUUUAGAAGAUAGUUUUGUGUAA
Molecule: messenger RNA, 4135 nt
Organism: Lineus longissimus
Lineage: Eukaryota; Metazoa; Nemertea; Pilidiophora; Heteronemertea; Lineidae
Exons: 2
Coding region: 646-3054 (802 amino acids)
Source: RefSeq, a predicted model, not a curated record